This is a messenger RNA of Sipha flava (yellow sugarcane aphid), 1416 nucleotides long. RefSeq lists its product as uncharacterized. NCBI's taxonomy places the organism in Eukaryota, Metazoa, Arthropoda, Insecta, Hemiptera, Aphididae. The transcript is spliced from 4 exons. The record is from RefSeq and is a predicted model, not a curated record. The coding region runs from base 1 to 1416 and encodes 471 amino acids. Gene Ontology annotation, cellular component: nucleus. Gene Ontology annotation, molecular function: DNA binding.
AUGCCAAGAAACUAUAUAAGAAAAACUGAACCAAGGUGGGACAAAGCAAUAAUAAAAUUGGCUAUAAAUGACUACAUCAACGAUGAUUAUCUGACAAAUGAAGGCAGGUUUAAAAACACAUUUACUGAUGAACAAUUGCAAGCAUUACAAAAUUAUAUUACUGAUAUUGAUAAACGUUCUUUCGGUCUGACAAAAUUACAGUGCCAAAGCUCGAUAUUCAAUGUGGACGAAUUUGGUAUCUCUAGCGUGCCAACUAAACUACUAAAAGUUAUUUCUCCAACUGGUGCACGAAGAGUUGCAAAAAUUGUGUCUGCAGAACGUGGAAAAAAUAUCACUGUCGUUCUAGGAAUAAGUGCUACAGGUGUAUACGUGCCACCCUUUCUAAUAUUUGCAAGAAAACGUAUGGAUAAACAAUUAAUAGAAGGAGCACCUCCUGUUUCAGUGGCUAUAUGUAAUGAUAAUGGUUGGAUGACUUCUGAAAGUUUCUUGCUUUACCUUGAGCAUUUUUGUAAACAUGUAAAAGCAACUCCUGAAAAUCCUAUAUUAUUAAUUCUGGAUAACUAUGCUUCACAUGUUUUUCUACAAGCCAUUCGUUCUUGUCGUGAAAAUAAUAUUACAAUGCUUGGAUUUCCUCCCCAUACCACACAUAGGUUACAGCCACUAGACGUUGCAGUUUUCGCGUCUCUGAAGACGUAUUAUAGUCAAGCCUAUGAUACAUUUAUGGUAAAUAGCCAGGGACGUGCAAUAAAUGAUCGUGACAUCAGAAAACUAUUUAGUGAAUCAUAUAAUAGAGCUGCUACUGUAGGAAAUGCCAUAAAAGGUUUCAGUGUUUGUGGUAUAGAACCCUUUAAUCCAAAUAUUUUUUCAGAUCAUGAUUUUGUUUCUACGGAAGUUACAGAAAGACCAUUGACUAUUGAAGAGCAGCCUAUACCUGAAUCAAUAUAUAAUGAUCAGCUUAUACCUGGACGAAUAAAUGAAGAGCACCCUAUACCUGGACCAAGUCGGACAAUUGAAAACAUUCAGCCAAAACUACCAGCUUUACCAGUGGCAGUGAGACCUGUUUCCAAACACAAACCUAGGGCCAAAUUGCCAACUUUAGAGAUAACAAGCUCACCAGUAAAAACCAAAUUAGAAAUGAAAGAACAACAAAAAAUCUUAAAUGAACAAAAAAAAAGAGAACGAUUAGAAAAAAGAAAGCUGAGUAAAAAAGAAAAUAAGAUAAGAAAUAGAAAACUGCGUGGGAUAAAUAAUAGACGCAAAUUAAUUUUAUCUUCUGAAGAAUCGGAAAAUGAUGAAGUUCCAAAUGUUGAUACGAGUAAUGAAGAAUCAAGUUAUAACGAAGAAUGCUGGGACAAGAUGAGCAGCAACGGCGUAACCGAGGACGACGACUUUGCCGACGAUCCGUUACGUAAGUAA